Molecule: messenger RNA, 831 nt
Organism: Paramecium tetraurelia
Lineage: Eukaryota; Ciliophora; Oligohymenophorea; Peniculida; Parameciidae
Exons: 2
Source: RefSeq, a predicted model, not a curated record
AUGAAUAGACUAUUGAUUACAGAAUUAGGAGAUACAAUGAGAUCAGAAAUGAAGAGAGAUAUGACUAAAACUGUUAAAUCUAAUAGAACUAUGCUAAAAACCUAAUUCCCAGAAAUAAAGAAUAAUUUUGGUAGUUCUGCUCUUUUUAUGGAGAUUGAUAAAACUUAGAAUCCCCUCUAUUAAAAAAGUCUUUCUGAUUAAGCUCUUCUCAAUCUAUCUAAGGUUGCCAAUCUUUCUUUAUUUGGGCCAAAGAAUAGAUAGAAUUUAGAAAAUCACUUAAGGGAAGAUCUACUGAUCAAGAAGUAGAAAGACUAUUUGAAUUUACGUUUGGAUAAGCAUGUGGAGAGGAUUCUUGAUGACAAGAAUUUGAUGAGUAAGAGGAAGAGGUAGUUACUGAAUGAAUUGAAGAAAUUAGAAGCCAAAGAGAAGUUGAAACAGUUUCAUCACAUUCCUACUGAAUAAUCAUAAUUUAGUUCAUUGGUUGAGGACACGGACCGGGAAAAUAAGUUGAUGUCCAUAGUGAAUGCGGAGGGGAAGUUAUUGCAGUUGAAGAGAAGAUAUGAAAAAAAAUAAUAGGAGGAGUAAAAGAUGAAGGAGUAGGUAAAAAUGAAUUAUUGCAAAUUCAAAGACAAUCAGAUUAUGCACAUAGAAGCUCUUAAAAUAAUGGAGCAUGAAGAGAUGGAGAAUGAUGUGAAGGAUAUUUUCAUGAACAAAGAUAUGUCUGAAAUCAGAUUCAUGGAACGACUGAAUGAGAAACAUGUGAAGGAGCAAGUGUAAAUUUGGAAGCAGCAUCACUUUCCUAGGCAACAUAGGAAAUGGCUAUCUAAAUGA